AUGGAGAUUGAAAAUAUCGUGGCCAACACGGUUCUCCUGAAGGCAAGAGAAGGUGGCGGAGGGAAGAGAAAUGGCCGGAGUAAGAAGUGGAAAGAGAUGCUAAAACUUCCUCACAUCAGUCAGUGUGAGGAGCUACGCCGCACUAUUGAGAGGGACUACACCAGUUUAUGUGAGAAGCAGCCCAUUGGUCGGCUGUUGUUUCGUCACUACUGUGACACAAGGCCUGAGCUCAAACGCUGCAUUGAGUUCAUGGAUGCUGUGGCCAUAUACCAACUAGCCCCUGAUGAGAAGAGGAGGGACUACGGACUGAAUGUUUUAGACACAUACUUUAAUAAUGGGUCAGCGGCCCAUCUGCCCGACAUACCGCAGGACCUGGUGGCUGCUUGUCGGGAGAGACUGGAGCAGAGUCCGUGCAAGGAGCUCUUCAAUGACUGCACCAAAAUCGUUCGUGAUUAUCUGAGUGGAGCUCCGUUUUCCUCUUACCAGGAGUCCAUGUACUUCUCUCGCUUCCUGCAGUGGAAAUGGUUGGAAAGGCAACCGGUUACCAAAAAUACCUUCAGACAUUACAGAGUGCUGGGAAAAGGAGGCUUUGGCGAGGUUUGCGCCUGCCAAGUGCGUGCCACUGGUAAGAUGUACGCCUGCAAAAAGCUGGAGAAGAAACGAGUGAAGAAAAGAAAAGGGGAAGCAAUGGCAUUAAAUGAAAAACGCAUUUUAGAAAAAGUCAACAGUAGUUUUGUAGUUAAUCUAGCUUAUGCCUAUGAGACCAAGGAUGCGCUGUGCCUGGUGUUAACCAUAAUGAACGGUGGUGACCUGAAGUUUCACAUCUACAACAUGGGGAACUCUGGGUUUGACGAGCAGCGGGCUAUAUUCUAUGCUGCGGAGAUCUGCUGUGGCCUUGAGGACCUGCACCGUGAGCGAAUAGUCUACAGGGAUUUGAAACCCGAAAAUAUUCUUCUUGAUGAUCGCGGUCACAUUCGUAUUUCUGACCUGGGACUGGCUGUUCAAAUCCCAGAAGCAGAGACGAUACGAGGGAGGGUCGGCACAGUUGGAUAUAUGGCUCCAGAGGUGAUCCAGAAUGAGAGCUACACCUUCAGUCCAGACUGGUGGGGACUGGGCUGUUUGAUCUUUGAGAUGAUCCAGGGCCAGUCACCGUUCCGAAAGCGUAAGGAACGUGUCAAAAGAGAAGAAGUGGACAGACGAGUGCGUGAAGACCAGGAGGAAUACUCCGAUAAGUUCUCUGAGGAAUCAAAGAACAUCUGCAGACAGCUCUUGUCUAAAGACCCCAAGGAGCGGCUCGGCUGUCAGGGUCAGGGGGGCACAGAGGUCAAGCAGCACCCCAUCUUCAGGAACAUAAACUUCAAACGACUGGAGGCCAACAUCAUGGACCCUCCCUUCAUUCCUGAUCCGCGGGCCGUUUACUGUAAAGACGUUCUGGACAUUGAGCAGUUUUCUACUGUCAAAGGUGUGAACCUGGACCCCACCGAUGAUGACUUUUAUCACAAGUUUGUCACAGGCAGUGUCUCCAUCCCCUGGCAAAAUGAGAUGAUAGAGAUGGAGUGCUUCAAAGAAAUAAAUGUUUAUGAAACUGAUGGGGUACUGUGUGCGGAUUUGGAUGUGAACCGACCCAACCCUCCACCAAAGAGAGGCUUCUUCUAUCGCCUGUUCAGAAGAGAGGUCUGUUUUAAAGGGGGCUACAGUGAAGACGAGGCCGAGGAGCCCUCACGACUCUAA
Messenger RNA from Knipowitschia caucasica, 1731 nucleotides. The record is from the annotation of a GenBank genome assembly. NCBI's taxonomy places the organism in Eukaryota, Metazoa, Chordata, Actinopteri, Gobiiformes, Gobiidae.